Messenger RNA from Camellia sinensis, 3085 nucleotides. RefSeq names its product transcription factor GLABRA 3. Lineage: Eukaryota; Viridiplantae; Streptophyta; Magnoliopsida; Ericales; Theaceae. Gene Ontology annotation, molecular function: protein dimerization activity. The record is from RefSeq and is a predicted model, not a curated record.
UUUCUACUGUUUUUCCUUUCUUCUUAGCACUCAAAUCUCCAUUUUAAUUUGCUCCUAAUUUGUGGGUUUUAUUACCCACCCUUUGGUUUUAUUGUAGACCAUAGUGUAUCAGAUUUCUGGGCCAAAAGGCCAGAUCUUUGAUGUUUUUAUUUAUUUAUUUUUUGUUUUUGUUUUUGUUUUUCCUCUCAAGAGAUCCAAAACAAAAGAAAAUACAAAAAAGUUGUCAUUCUUGCUGUUCCCUCUUAACUGUUAAAAUCUUGGUGCACCCAUUUGCUAGAUUAAUCCCAAAAUCUAGUAAUAAUAUCAUAUAGUAUAUACAUACACGUACACGUAUGUGUUUGAUGAGUGUCCUGAAUGAGUUCAGUACAAAUCAGGAAAUAAUUUACCACUGUGUUCCUUGUGUGGUGGCCUUAUAAUCUUUAUGGCCAAGGAGUGUGAGCAUUAUUUGACCUUUUCUUCUUGCUUUUUCUCUAGUUCCCAGCUAGCUCACUGACUGGCCAGAAAGGACCUAUACUUGAAAUUUUGGUCCCUGAAGCUUUUGCAUUUUGAACUCUGAUGGCAAGACCCAACUGGAUUUGUGUUAUCUCUGCUUCAUGUUUGGUUCAGAAAACCAAGAAAAGUCGUUAAAUUCAGGAACACUUUUCUAAGAAUCAAGAAAGAUCCAAGCUCCUGUUCAAAAAAAAAAAAAAAGAAAAGAAAGAAACUUGAUACCUCGGUCCUCCUGUUUCCAAAAAUGUGUCCUAUGGUUCUGAGAUCUGAUCAAGUGGUGGGAUUUCUUGCAUGAUUCUAUAUAUAUAUAUAUAUAGAGAGAGAGAGAGAGAGAGGUGAACACUAGAGUGGUACAGUAUGGCUUCUGGGGGGCACCAUAACCAGGAAGGAGUGCCAGAAGAUCUCAGAAACCAGCUUGCUGUUGCUGUUAGAACCAUUCAGUGGAGCUAUGCAAUCUUCUGGUCUAUUUCAUCAAGACAGCCAGGAGUAUUGGAAUGGGGUGAUGGGUAUUACAAUGGAGAUAUUAAGACCAGGAAAACAGUACAAGCAGUAGAAUUCAAUGCAGACCAACUGGGGUUGCAGAGGAGUGAACAACUGAGAGAACUUUAUGAGUCUCUCUCCACGGGCGAAAGCAGCCCACAAGCCAGAAGGCCUUCAGCUGCAUUAUCCCCGGAAGACCUCACCGAUACCGAGUGGUAUUACCUGGUUUGCAUGUCAUUUGUAUUCAAUAUUGGCCAAGGGUUGCCUGGAAGAACAUUAGCAAAUGGCCAACCCAUCUGGCUAUGUAAUGCUCAUUAUGCAGAUAGCAAAGUCUUCAGUCGUUCUCUGCUCGCAAAGAGCGCAUCUAUUCAGACUGUGGUAUGCUUCCCAUUUUUGGGAGGUGUCGUUGAGCUGGGUGUAACCGACCUGAUUCUUGAAGAUCCUGGUUUCAUUCAACACAUUAAAACUUCCUUCUUGGAGAUUCCAUACCCAAUUGUUUACGAAGCAUCAGACAAAGACCUUAUUCAUGCCACGCUUGAUCGGGACAUUCUUGAUGAUACCAAUUUUAAUCCAAUUGUUGGAUGUGAAGAACUAAAUGUUUGUUCUCCCAAUGACAGCUCAAACAAGUUUGGGCUUAACGAGGAAUCAUUUAUGGUUGAAGGCCUAAACGAUGAAGUUAGUAACUGUGUCCAUAAUUCCAUGAGUUCCAGUGACUGUAUAUCUCAAACUUUGGUUAGUCCCAAAACGGUCUGCCCUUUUCUCAAGGGACAGAAUGAAAAUGACGGUUUUCUCCUUGACCUACAAGAACAGAAUCAGAUGAAACCUGCUUCAACUGGCCUUCAAGACAAUGAUAUCCAUUAUCAAAGUGUUCUUUCAACUCUUCUCAAGACCUCCCACCAGUUGAUUUUGGGACCGAAUGUUCGAAACUGUAAUCAAGAAUCGAGCUUUGUAAGGUGGAAGAAAUGCAGUUUUGUGGGUAUUCAAAUGCCUCGAAUUGGAACUCCACAAAGAUUGUUAAAGAAAGUGCUAUUCGAAGUUGCUCAAAUGCACAGUGUUUUUUUGCUUGAUUCUAGGGAAAAUAAUGGAGAAAGAGAUGGACUAUGGAGACCGCAGGUUGAUGACAUUGAUUCAAACCAUGUGUUGUCAGAGAGAAGGAGAAGGGAAAAAAUAAACAAAAGAUUUUCGGUUCUUGGAUCAUUGGUCCCUUCAACUAGCAAGGUUAAUAAAGUGUCCAUACUUGACAAUACAAUUAAAUACCUAAAAGACCUCGAGAGAAGGGUUGAGGAGUUGGAUUCUUUCAAGGAGGUUGUAGAGCAAGAAGCCAGAACAAGAAGGAAACCCCAAGAUUCAGCAGAGAGGACAUCCGAUAACUACGCCAACAACAUUAAGAAACCAUUAAUAAACAAGAGGAAAGCUUGUGACAUUGGCGAAAUAGAGCCUGAGAUCAACCAAAUGGUGCUGAAAAAUAGUUCAAAUGAUAGUGUAACUGUCAGUAUGAUCGAAAAGGAUGUUUUGAUUGAGGUUAGAUGUCCAUGGAGAGAGUGCUUGCUUUUAGAAAUCAUGGAUGCAAUUAGUCAUCUUCAUUUAGAUUCUUACUCCAUUCAAUCAACUAACACUGAUGGGAUUCUCUCCUUGACUGCCAAAUCUAAGUUCAAGGGAUCCAAAGUCGCCUCAGCGAGAAUUAUAAGGCAAGCCCUUCAGAGAGUGGUUAGAAAGUGAUGAAGAUCGUCCUCACGUCGACAAUUAUGGGUUGUUUUGAGUUUUUCAAAUGUGCUGCAGAGCUUCAAUUAGUGUAAAACUGUGUAUUUUUCGUAAUAUUGCAUUAGGAUCUCUAACUGUCAACAAAAGUAGUGGUUUUUUCUUCCCAAGUAGAGCAGACCAAUAAACUGAAGUGUUAAUUAUGUAUUCUGAGUUUGUAACAUUCCCAGGAUAAUUAUUCUCCUCUUUACAUCAGAGAGAGCUUGACCACCGAAUAGUUCUUACCCGUAGUUGUAAGCAUCUGAAGUUUACUCUGCAGAGGUGGUUUCCUCAUCAGAAAAACAAAAACAAAAACACUGUUUAGGUUUUGUAUGGAGAUGAAAUUGGUGACAUGCCAUUGUCAUUUUUUUCUUUUGAA